Corchorus capsularis is the source of this 3741-nucleotide messenger RNA. NCBI's taxonomy places the organism in Eukaryota, Viridiplantae, Streptophyta, Magnoliopsida, Malvales, Malvaceae. The record is from the annotation of a GenBank genome assembly.
AUGCAUAUGACGUCAGCAAAAUUCUUUCGGCGCACAUCUGUUAGUUUGGAAUCUUCUUCUACUUUACCUGAAGAUCUGAAUGAAACUGUUCAUCCAAAUCGUAAUUGGAGCUCUGUUCUCAUGGAAGAUGUUGGUCUUAAAUCGAUUUCUCCUGUUGAUCCACAGAAAGCUGUUUUUCGUGCUCCAGAGGAAGUAUAUGAAUCUAGCUCAGCUGAAUGGAAACAUUGCAUCUUAGCUCAAUUUCUCUCUUUCAAAGAACUGCGAAUCGACUUUGGGGGCGUGAUGGGGAAAUGGGAACCUGGAGAUACUAGAAUGGAUAUUGAUCUGAGGAAAUUCCCACUUUGGCUUACGCUUAAACAUGUGCCAAUUGAGCCAUACACUAAAUUAGGUUUAAGCUUCAUAGCAAGCAGAUUUGGUACUCCAUUGUACAUGGAUCGUGCUACUGCUAUGAAACAGAAAAUAUCCACUGGCAAAGUUUGUGUAGAGGUUGAUCUAGAAGCUAAACUGCUUGAUAAGAUUGCUGUAGAGUUGAGAGAUGGUACUGCAGUUACUAUUGAUGUUGAAAUUCCUUGGAGACCUACUCAAUGUAGCUCUUGUAAGGUUCUUGGACACACUGAUUGUAGUCUACCUAAGCAAGCACCUAAACAGAGGUGGACUCCUAAGAAAGCCUCAGCUGAUCAAGAUAUAGCUGCUACUAAUACUAUUAUUGUUGAUACUCAUACUGUUAAUAUUGUUCAACCUACACUCACAGAUUCAUCUAGUAAAUCUCAAACUUCAGGAAGUAAAUUAUCUGCUGCUGAUACUGGUAAAACAAGUACUUCAAAACAAUCAGCUAACCGUUUCACCAUAUUGCAAAAUGUUGAAGCUCCAGAUGCUAUUUCUGCCCCUGUUAUUGAAACUAGAGUUAAAGUCAUAAAUUCUGCUGCUAGUUUAUCUCGUUUAUUCCCUGGAUGGAACUAUUUUUGCAACUAUGAUCAUGCUCCUAAUGGUCGAAUCUGGUUUGUAUGGAAAGACUGUUGCCAAGUUGAUUUUAUUGAUUCCUGUGCACAAUGCAUUACUUGCAAGGUUACUUCUUAUGGAAAACAAUUCUAUGUUUCUGCUGUAUAUGGUGCAAAUUUUGAGAUUGAGAGGAAGGACCUAUGGAAUCAUUUACUGCAUCUUUCAGGAGUUAUUGAUCAUGCACCCUGGUUAGUAGCAAGGGAUUUUAAUAUUAUCUUUACUUUGGAAGAGAGCUCUGAUUACAAUGGUUCUCAACUCCCUGGUUCAGAUGUUUUGGCAUUUACUAAAUGCAUUUCUCAGUUAGAUUUAGUCGAUCAUAUCUACACUGGUCCACUUUUUACGUGGUGGAAUAAAAGGGAGGAAGGCUCUAUCUUCAUGAAAUUGGAUAGAGCUUUGGUAAAUAUUGACUGGUUCUUCAAUUUUUGGUCUGAGCAUGAUGAUUUUUUAGCCAUUGUUGCUCAAUCAUGGUCUCAAACUGUCUCUGGUAGAAAUCCUAUGAUUAAACUGUUUCGCAAACUUAAGAGAUUGAAAAUUGUGCUAAGACAGUUUAACAAAGAUAAGUUUGGUCAGCUCUCUAAUCAUGUACAUAGUAAACGUGAGGAGAUUGCUCAGUUACAGAAUUCUAUUUUACAAUAUGCUUCUCCACAGUUGAUUGUUGAUAUGAAAGUUAAAGAACUUGAAUUGAAGGAAUUAUCAAUUGCUGAGGAAAAGAUAUUGCAAGAUACUGUUCCUGAGGAGAUGAAACAAACUUUAGUUGCACCUAUUACCCCUGAUGAAAUCCAGAAAACUUUGUUUUCCAUGAGCAGUGACAAAGCACCAGGUCCUGAUGGGUUCAAUGCUCAUUUCUUUAAAACUGCAUGGAGUGUGGUGAAGCAAGAUGUUAUUGAGACUAUUCUUCACUUCUUUAACACAUGUGAUCUACUUCCUGCUUUCAAUUCAACUGCCAUUACUCGUGUUCCCAAAGUACCAAAUCCAAGUUAUAUUACUGAGUUUAGGCCUAUUGCAUGCUGCAUUAUCAUCUAUAGAUGUAUUACCAAGAUUUUGGCUAACAGAAUGCAGCCUUGUUUACCUUUUCUGAUUGCUGAUAAUCAAUACGCAUUUAUCAAGGGUAGGAAACUAGUUGAUAAUGUACUCCUAGCUCAAGAAAUUGUUUGUGGAUAUAAUAGGAGUAACAUCUCUCCAAGAUGUGCUCUAAAAAUUGAUCUUAGGAAAGCAUUUGACUCUGUGGAUUGGUCUUUUCUUGUUAAUAUCCUCCAAGCUCAUGAUUUCCCAGAUGUCUUCAUCAACUGGCUUUCUAAUUGCUUUAUGACUCCUCACUUUUCUUUAUCUCUUAAUGGUGGUCUUAUUGGGUACUUUGCUGGUGCUCGAGGAGUGACAGGGAGAUCCCAUCUCUCCCUAUCUCUUUGUCCUUGCUAUGAAUAUGAUCUGUUAAUCUUUACCAAAGGUAAUGCUGACUCCAUUACUGGUAUUAAAAGUAUUCUUAAUUUAUUCUAUUCUUACUCUGGGUUGAAGUUGAAUUGUACAAAAAGUGAGCUGUUUACAGUAGGAAUCUCUGUUGAGCAUGUCCAGGAAUUGCAAACAUUGUCUCAAUUCAAGAUUGGUACUCUUCCGGUUAGAUACUUGGGACUUCCUUUGGUUUCUAGAAACUUAUCAGAAAAAGAUUGUGGUGUACUGAUUAAGAAAAUCAAGCAAAGGAUUUCUAAUUGGGCUGUCAAAUAUCUCACUUUUGCUGGAAGGCUCCAAUUAAUUCAAUCUGUUCUCUUUAGCAUUCAAAACUUUUGGUGUCAAAGUUUCAUGCUACCUGGAGCUGUAAUUAAAAAAGUAAAUCAGCUUUGUUCUUCUUUCUUCUGGAAAGGUACUAGCACUAAUGCAAAAGGAGCACGGGUCAGCUGGGAUUGGAUCAGCCACCCUAAAUCUGAAGGAGGGCUUAGUCUCAAAAAUAUGACAAUUUGGAAUCAAGCUUGUAUCCUUAAGCAUCUUUGGAGUAUCUUUGUGCAGUCUGGAUCUCUUUGGAUAGCAUGGAUUCAUGCUUAUAUACUUAAAGGUAGUAAUAUCAUGGAGAUUCCUAGUCUUCAAAGAUAUAGUUGGAAUAUGAAAAAACUACUCAAACUCAGGGUAAAAGCUGCAUAUUUCAUCCAUAAUGGUGACUGGUCUCAAUCUACUUAUAUUUACAAGAUUUCUUUGAUUUAUAAUCAACUAAGGCAUCGACAGCCACAUGUCUCAUGGCACAGGUUAUUGUGGUUUUCUUAUAACUAUCCUAGGCAUUCUCUAAUUACCUGGAUGGUUAUUUUGGAUCGUUUGCCUACCAAGGAUCGAUUGAGACAAUGGAAUUUACAGUUAGACUCUAUGGAUUGUGUUCUUUGUGGACAACACACUGAUUGUAGAGAUCACAUUUUCUUCACUUGUGACUACUCAAAGAAGGUAUGGAUGAAGGUUCUUGCAGCUUGCAGAUUACAUAGGACUGUUGGUAACUGGCAUUAUGAAUUUCAGUGGGCUCUCUCUAAGCUUAAAGGUAAAUCUCUCCUAUCUCUAAUCCUGAAACUUGCAUGGAAUGCUUUCUGCUAUGUAAUUUGGAGAGAGAGAAAUAGGCGUCUUUUUCAGCGGCAAAUGCAAACUGUUGAACAGUCUUUUCAAUGUAUUGUUGAUGCUAUCAGAAUUAGGUUAUUGGGUCUUAGAAAUGUUGUUAGGGAUCCUGUAAAUGACUUUCUUUGUAAAAGCCGGUGUUUGCAGCUUGUUUGGUGA